CUACCGCUCGGCGCGCUGAGGCCGUGCGGCGGCGGGCGCGCCGAGGCAGCCGCCCAGCGCCCUCGCCCGGCCAUGCCCGGGCCCUAGCGCGCCUGCCGCAGCCCGAGCCCCGAGCCCAGCGGCCCGCCGCCCCCAAGCCCUCAGCCCCUCGCCCGCCGCCGCCUCUUCAAUGGGCAACCUGCUCGGCGGGGUCAGCUUCCGCGAGCCCACCACCGUGGAGGACUGCGAUUCCACCUGGCAGACGGACUCGGAACCCGAGCCUGAGGAGACGGGGUCGGGCGGCGGCGAGGGCCCGGGGCAGGAGCCCGAGCAGCCCGCGCAGUCCCCGGAGCGAGCGGGCGGGCGGUCCCGCGCCAGCCCCGCGCCGGACGAAGACGCAGAGGCGGCGGGCGCCGAGCAGGGUAGUGAUUCUACUGAAGCCACUGCCAAGCCAAAGAGAAGUUUCUAUGCUGCAAGGGAUUUGUACAAAUACCGACAUCAAUACCCGCAGAAUUUCAAAGAUAUUCGAUACCAAAAUGACUUGAGCAAUCUUCGUUUUUAUAAGAAUAAAAUUCCAUUUAAGCCAGAUGGUGUUUACAUUGAAGAAGUUCUAAAUAAAUGGAAAGGAGAUUAUGAAAAACUGGAGCACAACCAUACUUACAUUCAAUGGCUUUUUCCACUGAGAGAACAAGGUUUGAACUUCUAUGCAAAAGAACUAACUACAUAUGAAAUUGAGGAAUUCAAAAAAACAAAAGAAGCAAUUAGAAGAUUCCUUCUGGCUUAUAAAAUGAUGCUAGAAUUUUUUGGAAUAAAACUGAUUGAUAAGACUGGAAAUGUUGCUCGGGCAGUUAACUGGCAGGAAAGAUUUCAGCAUCUCAAUGAGUCUCAGCACAACUAUUUAAGAAUCACUCGUAUUCUUAAAAGCCUUGGUGAGCUUGGGUAUGAAAGUUUUAAAUCUCCUCUUGUAAAAUUUAUUCUUCACGAGGCUCUUGUGGAAAAUACUAUUCCCAAUAUUAAGCAGAGUGCUCUGGAGUAUUUUGUGUACACAAUUAGAGACAGGAGAGAAAGGAGGAAGCUCCUGAGGUUUGCCCAGAAACAUUAUACACCUUCAGAGAAUUUUAUCUGGGGACCACCUAGGAAGGAACCAUCAGAAGGAAGCAAAGGACAGAAGAUGCCUGCCCCUCCUGCCUCCAGUCAUAACAGUCAGACUUCCGUGCACAAAAAAUCUAAGGACUCCAAAAGCUCUUCCUCGUCUGCUUGUGUAAGUAACAAAACAGUGGAUGAAAAAAAGGUGACAUCACAGGAGCCUGAGGAAGAAGAGGGUCAGCCCAGCUCAGAGACCAGCAGUGAAGGUACCAAGCUGAGAAACACAGAUAAGGACAGUCACGGCGAAAACUCAAACUCACAGCCCGAAAACACAGUCACUGAUCCCACAGACAAGAGGGAGAGUGCAACCCCUGAGAAAGAAGAAGGAGAAAAUCAUAACGAAGACCUUGAUAAUCCUGGCAAUACAAGUUGUCAUGAUGACGCACCAACGCAAUGAACUAUCAGAAAGCCCACGAAUCAGUGUAGGUAAGGGAGGAAAAAAAUAUAUGUAGUAUGGGAUUUUCCCCAUAGAAUACAGAUGAGGUCACAUUUCAGAUUUUAACCAUCUGUUUGCGAUUUUUGUUGGAAGCAUUGUGUUGCUUGGUUUCUUAAAAAUUUUGAACGAUAUUGAAUUGGAUAUCAAGUUUUAAAACAAGAUCCAAUAAAUGAAUAUAUUCUGUAAUGCUA
Messenger RNA from Ochotona princeps (American pika), 1752 nucleotides. It is a transcript of the gene OGFRL1, whose product is annotated as opioid growth factor receptor like 1. Gene Ontology annotation, cellular component: membrane. NCBI's taxonomy places the organism in Eukaryota, Metazoa, Chordata, Mammalia, Lagomorpha, Ochotonidae. The coding region runs from base 170 to 1522 and encodes 450 amino acids. The transcript has 7 exons. Gene Ontology annotation, molecular function: opioid growth factor receptor activity. The record is from RefSeq and is a predicted model, not a curated record.